Camellia sinensis is the source of this 702-nucleotide messenger RNA. The record is from RefSeq and is a predicted model, not a curated record. NCBI's taxonomy places the organism in Eukaryota, Viridiplantae, Streptophyta, Magnoliopsida, Ericales, Theaceae.
AUGGUUCGUCCAAGGCCUGUCGUUCAAGACCUUCUCGCCGAUCUUCCAAUUGACGCCGAAGCCGCACCAACGCAAUCAAUGCUCCCACCCAAACCAAAGAGAGUUAAAAAAGCUCAGCCUAAAGCCAAGGCUACAGAUGCCGAAGCUGAGGAUGCUGCGCCUAUUUCAAAGCUGGCAGAAAACAAAAAAUCAACCUCUGUUUCCACCAAGAGGUCAGCUGAGGGUCAACCCUCAGGGUCUACUCAAUCAAAGAGGCCAAGGUCAUCGUCUGCGACGACCUCGGCUUCAAAGAAGCCUGACGUCCCCUGGGCCCCUGAUCUAUCCCUGGAGGAUAGGCCCAUUAUGGUUAGUGAAAGUGCUGACGACAUUAACGUUGGUGUCGCCCUCAGCACUGCUCUUCUCCUUCCGAAUGACUUGGAACGAAAUGCUAAGCUUACUGAAGGUAAAUCAGAAUCUGAUGCUGACGCCGAGGAUGAAGAUAAGGAAACCAAUGAAGAAGCCUUGGGUGAUGAGGUCAAGGAGGCAACUAGGGAAACUGCUACUGGGCAGCUAUCGUCCAAUCUUCUCUUGAUAGAAAGAAGUGUUGAGGAAUCAUUAGCAGAGAUUGAUGCCGAGAUACAAGCGGAUAAAGUGGCUGACGAGGUUCCACCAGAAUCGUCCGAGGUCCCAGUCCCUGCAGUGGCUAACAUUGAAGAAGCUUGA